Thermothelomyces thermophilus ATCC 42464 is the source of this 3348-nucleotide messenger RNA. RefSeq lists its product as uncharacterized. Gene Ontology annotation, cellular component: mitochondrion; glycine cleavage complex. Gene Ontology annotation, biological process: glycine decarboxylation via glycine cleavage system. Lineage: Eukaryota; Fungi; Ascomycota; Sordariomycetes; Sordariales; Chaetomiaceae. The coding region runs from base 84 to 3296 and encodes 1070 amino acids. The record is from RefSeq and is a predicted model, not a curated record. The transcript is spliced from 4 exons. Gene Ontology annotation, molecular function: glycine binding; glycine dehydrogenase (decarboxylating) activity; pyridoxal phosphate binding.
GAACCUGACGAAAUUGUCGGCAGCGGCUUACAACUUUCGGACAAUUCACACCUGGGGUCUUCCGGGGCUACCGUCUUGUAACAAUGGCUGCGUCGCGGCAGAUUGGCCGUCUCGGCCGAACCCUGGGCGCCUCCGUCCUCGCAUCUCGCGCUGCUACACCCGCGAGACGGCCAUGGACAUGCGCAUCCUGCAGCCGUAACACAUCCAUCCGGUGGACGAGCUCAGCAACCGAUACGACCGUGGCACGGCCGUUUGUCAGGUUGCCAGAGCUCUUCCCGACGCACGAGAACUUCGCCAAUCGUCACAUUGGUCCAGACGAUGCAAGCGCCCAGGAGAUGCUCAAAGCUCUCUCUCCCCCAGUCGAGUCCUUGGACCAGUUCAUCCAGCAGGUGAUCCCCGCCGAUAUCCUCUCGUCCCGCGAGCUCUUUCCCCGCCGCCGGGCCGUAUUCGAUUCGGCCGCGAGCCAAGCAGUCAAAGAAGGACACCAGGAAUGGGAGAUCCUGGCACUGGGCCGGGCCGCGGCCGAGAGCAACGAGUCCAGCAGGAAGAAUUUCAUCGGCGCAGGCUACUACGGCACCAUCACCCCCGAGGUCAUCAAGCGCAAUGUGCUCGAGAACCCGGCGUGGUACACCAGCUAUACUCCCUACCAGCCCGAGAUCAGCCAGGGCCGCCUCGAGUCGCUCCUCAACUUCCAGACCAUGGUCUCGGACCUGACUGGCCUGCCCAUUUCGAACGCCAGCCUCCUGGAUGAGGGCACUGCCGCCGCUGAAGCCAUGACCGUCUCGAUGAAUGUCCUCCCCGCAUCCAAGGCCAAGCGUCCGGGCAAGACCUACGUUGUUGACAAGCACGUCCACCCCCAGACUCUAAACGUUCUGCGGAGCCGUGCGGAAGGGUUCGGUAUCAACGUACGGGUCAUGGACCUGUCGGUAUCCGAUUUCUCCGAGUUGGAAAGUGUGGGAGAUGAUUUGAUCGGUGCUUUGGUCCAGUAUCCAAACACAUACGGCCAGGUUCGCGACUUCAAGGCGCUUGCUGAUGCCGUGCACAAGCAGGGUGCCCUGCUCAGCGCCGCUACCGACCUGCUGGCCCUCACCGUCCUUACGCCGCCCGGAGAGUGGGGGGCCGACAUUGCUUUCGGUAACUCCCAGCGCUUUGGUGUUCCUCUCGGAUUCGGUGGCCCCCACGCCGCCUUCUUCGCCGUCACGGACAAGCACAAGAGGAAGAUGCCCGGCCGCCUUAUCGGCGUCUCGAAGGACAGGCUCGGGAAUCGGGCGCUCAGACUUUCUCUCCAGACCCGCGAGCAACACAUUCGGAGGGAAAAGGCCACCAGUAACGUCUGCACUGCGCAGGCCCUGCUUGCCAACAUCAGCGCUCUCUAUGCCGUGUACCACGGUCCUGGAGGCCUGAAGAAGAUCGCGGAGAGGUGCAGUCUGGGCGCAAGAGUCGUUCAGUCUGCUGCCCGCCACUUUGGCCUGGACGCUGGCUCCGAGCCAGUGCCAUUUGAUACGGCUGUGAUCUCCUGCCCCGGCAAGGCACAACUGAUUAAGGAUCUCGCCAAGGAUGAGGGCAUCAACAUCCGACAGGAAGGUGCCGAUAGGAUUAUCAUCAGCAUUGACGAAACAGUCGAGGAGCGGGAUCUUCUCGCGCUGAUCAAGGUGUUUGCCCGGGCCGGCGGCAACGAGUCGGCAGAUGCUCUCUCAGAAUACGCUCCUCUGCUGAAGCAGUUCUUGGAGGAGUCCCAGUCGGCCACCGGUCUUGAGCAUAUCCCCGCGCCUCUGCGCAGGCAGUCUCCCUACCUCACCCACCCCAUCUUCAAUACCCAUCACUCGGAAACCGAACUUCUUCGAUACAUCCACCACCUUCAGUCCAAGGAUCUGUCUCUCGUGCACUCAAUGAUCCCCCUCGGGUCUUGCACCAUGAAGCUCAACGCCAGCGCGGAGAUGGCUCUCAUUACGCUCCCCGGCUUUUCCAACCUCCACCCGGCGGCGCCUCCUGAAGAGAUGAAGGGCUACCAGGGCAUCAUCAGUGCCCUCGAAGACCAGCUGAAAGAAAUCACUGCCAUGGACGGCGUGUCUCUGCAGCCAAACUCGGGAGCACAGGGCGAAUUUGCCGGCCUGCGGACCAUCCGCAAGUACCACGAGAGUCGGGGUGAAACGAAGCGGGACCUUUGCCUCAUUCCUGUCUCGGCGCACGGCACGAACCCGGCAUCGGCCGCCAUGGCGGGCAUGCGCGUUUUGCCCGUCAAGUGCGACCCCAAGACGGGCAAUCUGGACCUGGCGGACCUCGAGGCCAAGUGCGCGAAGCACUCGAGCGAGAUCGGCGCCAUGAUGAUUACGUAUCCCAGCACUUUUGGUGUGUUUGAGCCCCAGAUCAAGAAGGUCUGCGAGAUUGUGCACGCACACGGCGGACAGGUGUACAUGGAUGGCGCCAACAUGAACGCCCAGAUCGGGCUGUGCUCGCCGGGCGAGAUUGGCGCCGAUGUGUGCCACUUGAAUCUGCACAAGACCUUCUGCAUCCCCCACGGCGGUGGCGGCCCGGGUGUCGGGCCCAUCUGCGUCAAGAAGCAUCUGAUCGAACAUCUGCCGACGAAGCAGGUCACAAAUGUUGAGGAAUCGAACCACCCCGUCAGCAGCGCGCCGUUUGGCAGUGCCAGCAUCCUCCCCAUCAGCUGGGCGUACAACGCGUUGAUGGGCGGCGAAGGUCUCAAGAAGGCAACCACCAUUACACUCCUCAACGCGAACUACCUUCUCAGCAAGCUCAAGCCCCACUAUCCGAUCCUGUACACCAACAACCACGGUCGGUGUGCGCAUGAGUUUAUCCUUGACGUGCGGCCGUUCCAGGAAAGUGCAGGGAUUGAGGCCAUCGACAUUGCCAAGCGUCUGCAGGACUACGGUUUCCACGCGCCCACCAUGAGCUGGCCCGUUGCUAACACGCUCAUGAUUGAGCCCACCGAAUCUGAGUCCAAGGAGGAGCUGGACCGCUUCGUUGAGGCACUGAUCAGCAUCCGCCAGGAGAUUCGCGAAAUCGAGGAGGGCAAGGCGCCAAGGAAGGGAAAUGUGCUCAAGAUGGCGCCACACCCCAUGGCGGAUAUCAUCGCGGGCGACGGGGAGGGUGGCGCCAAGUGGGACAGGCCGUAUACUAGGGAGAAGGCGGCGUAUCCGUUGCCAUGGCUAAGGGAGAAGAAGUUCUGGCCCAGUGUGGCGAGGGUUGAUGACGCCUACGGCGACCUCAACCUUUUCUGCACCUGCCCUCCGGUUGAGGACACCACUGGCGAGAACCCCUCCUCCGUCAAGGCCUAAUUCAAAACCCACUUCGGGAGGUUACUGCGGAGUUAACAGGCGCAUGGUUGUA